Messenger RNA from Drosophila sulfurigaster albostrigata, 11395 nucleotides. It is a transcript of the gene RhoGAP100F, whose product is annotated as rho GTPase-activating protein 100F. Gene Ontology annotation, molecular function: protein binding. Gene Ontology annotation, biological process: signal transduction. The record is from RefSeq and is a predicted model, not a curated record. Lineage: Eukaryota; Metazoa; Arthropoda; Insecta; Diptera; Drosophilidae.
UUUUAUGUGCUUAUAAAAUAGAAACACCGUCAAAGCGGAUAAAACGAUAAACCCAAAACGAAAUCAAACGAAAGCAAACGAAUCGUAUCGAGGCGAAGACGAUUGCGAAUGUGAAUUUGAACUGGAAUACGAAUAAAACAACGCUAUGCGAAUUAAGCCAUAGACAAGCAAGACGUGUGUGUAUGGCAGAAACAAACAGCAAACGAAACGUAUCAAAUUAUAACUUAAGCACAACUUACCACCGAAUCAAAGGAACCACAACCACAAAAACAAAAACAACAUUAACAUCGAAAUCAACAAUAAUAAUAAUGCAAUAAAUAAUCGAAAAUAAAUAUAAAUAAAAUAUUCUGCGAAACAAAAUAAAAUCGAAUUGGAAUACGAAAUCGACGCCUUUGGGGGCAAACCAACAACAAACAACAAAAAAAAAAGAAAACUAUCAUUUAAAUUAGAAACAUAGCAAACGUGUGUGUUGGUGUGCGUGUGUGUCGGAGUGUGAGUGUGCGUGUGUGUUCUUUGUGAGUGGCAAAGACUGAAUACACAAGACUUGGACACAUAACACGCAACGCGAGCUGCGCAUAAUUUAUACACGAAAAGUCCUUGCAAGGCUGCUUCUGCUUCUUCGCUUCUUCUUCUGACGUUUGCGUGGAGAACUGGCAAACUGGCUGCAGCAAAAUUAAUGUGUGAUAGCGCCACAACAGGAUGCUUUCUGACCAGAAGCAGUGGCCGCAAGGAGAAUGGAAGAUCAGUUCCUGAUGUUACUGCCAGUCCGGGCCGUGCACCGCCCGGUCCGCUGCCCGCCAAUCAGCUGUCCGGCUUGGGCAACCAGCAGCAGCAUCAUCUUGCCAACCAGCAGCAGCAGCAGCAACACCAACAGCAGCAGCAGCAUCAUGGCAACCAGCAACAGAAUCGCAAUCAAAGCGGCAACUCAAAUGCCACCGGCGGUGGCAAGGAUCCCGUGUUGCUGCAAGGCGACUUUCGCAAAGUCAGCGGCAUCAGUUCGGAGAUCUUUCGUCAGAUAGAAGCCGUUGAGAACGAUCAUGAUCCGAAUACGGCGGCUGCACUCGAGGCCGUCGAGCGACGCGGCGAGAUGAUUGUGCGCAUCCUGGAGCCACGCUCCAUGGGCAGUAAACACGCUGUCGAUGCCGCCCACAAGCUGAUGAACAAGGCCGAUGGCCGGCAUACCGUGCAACUGGUCGAGAUCGUUAAACGGCCCGGCCAAACCUUAGGUCUCUAUAUACGCGAGGGCAACGGCGCCGAUCGCACCGAUGGCGUCUUCAUAUCCCGCAUUGCCCUCGAGUCGGCGGUCUACAACAGCGGCUGCCUUAGGGUGGGCGACGAAAUCCUGGCCGUCAAUUUGGUUGAUGUCACACAUAUGUCGCUCGAUGAUGUCGUCAUCAUCAUGUCAAUUCCUCGACGCCUGGUGCUGGCCAUACGCCAGCGGCGUGGCAAUCGUGGAGCCGGAUCGCCGGGACCGCCAACGUUGUCGCGACCGGAGCAGAAGCCCCCGCCGGUGGUCGUGAUAAAGCGUGAUCUGCGAGACGAGGAUCUGGAUGAGACGGAUCGAAUGCCGCGCCCGCGUUCAUCACGUGAAAGACGUACAGGAGAUGGCCGCGAGAUGACCGAAUCACGUUCAAGACUGGGCCUGGGGCUGAACAACUACAGUCCGCAGUCGGAGCAGUUGGACAUGUACUAUAACACGCGAGCCGGCGUCAAUGCCAUGGGUGAGCCACCCAAUUGGGGAUACAAACCGCCGCCGCCGCCCUCGCAAUCGGUCAUCACGGAGCAGCCCACCAAGGGACAUGCGUUUGCCCCGUCGCACGCCUACUAUCAAAAUGCUGGCACACUGGAGAGUCUCGCCGAGAAGGUGCACGCCUUCUACCCAGGUGCACCGGGUCAGCCUGUGGGUCCAUCGCGUCGCAUGUCCACGGGAACGGGCAACGUGGGCUUGGCCCAACAGCAUGCGCGCUUCCCGCGCUCCGGUUCCGAUCAGCACUUGCCACGCGUCGAGUAUGCGGACUAUUCGAACUCGCUGGGUCGUCACUCGUUGCUGCGCUCUAGCCUGAAGCCAGGCACUGGCGCACCCAUGCCUGUGGGCGUGGGCGGCACCUUGGGUCGCUACGGACGCUACGAGCAACAGCGUGGCGUGGUGCCCAAGUACGGACCGCCAGCUGCGGGCGCACAGUCGCUGACGCGACGAUCGCGUCCGAAUCUGGACUACUCCAGCGACACGGAGGCCACGAUUGGCCCUCGGCCCAGUUACUACUAUUAUAAUCGACCCGCCAUUGGCAGCAUGCCGCGUGGAGCAAGUGGCGUGAGCAGCGGUGCAGCUGCUGCGGCGGCUGCUAUGCUGGCCGGUGGCGCCGAUCUCAACAAGUUCAACUCACUGCCCAGGGAGCGUCCGGGCGUGCGCUUGCAGGGCAUUAGAUCACGGCUGGGCGAUCGCCUGAUCGAUGAGAACGAUGGCAACAUUUCGGCGCCGGAGUUUGAUGCGCGUCGUGGCCGCGAUUUGCGGCAACGCAUCAAUGCCAGUCCUGGGCCCUCGAUCUUCACGGCGGACGAGUAUCGCGCUUGGCUGCGACGAGCGCCGAGCAGCUCAGCCAUUGCGGAACAGAUGCGCAUGACUCGGGAUAUGUUCGCUCAGCCGCGUCCACAUCGGUUCUCCUGCAGCGCCGAGAACAUCCACGACGCACUACGAAAUGUAAAGAGUAUUUACUCAAGCAGAACGGGCAUACUUGGCGCCGGCACCCUGGACCGCAAUCUCGGCCUGACGCGACCCAUUUCAGCCUUGCCCGUGCGUUCGAUGUCCUCUCAGCACAUUGGCGGCGCAGGUUCCAUACGCUCGCCGAGCAUACGACGCAUGCGUCAGCUGCUGGAGUUGUCCGCGGGUCCCGCUAGUCCCAGUGGCAGCAUCAUGAGCACCGCUGGCCAUCAGAGUCCGGCGCCCACACCGAGCGCCACUUUGCCGCGUCCGCAUCGUCAGAUCGACAUCAAUCCGGCUGAGUUCGCCAAAUACAAGCUGGACAAACCAAUUGUGGACAUUGGCGGCAUCUCCGGCAUGCUCUGGAUACACUUGCUCGCCGGUCGCGGACUGCGAACAGCGCCAGACAUGGGUGCACAACAUGCAGGCGCCGGAGUGCCAGUGGCACCGACACAGACACGUGAUCUCUACUGUGUGAUUGAGUGCGAUCGCGUGCACAAAGCUCGAACGGUGGUACGAUCGGGAGAUCUGCAGUUUGACUGGGAUGAGUCCUUCGAACUGGAUCUAGUGGGCAACAAGCAGCUGGAUGUGCUCGUCUACUCCUGGGAUCCACAGCACAGGCACAAACUGUGCUAUCGCGGCGCCAUCUCAUUGUCCGCGGUGCUGCGACAGUCGCCUUUGCAUCAGUUGGCGCUGAAAGUGGAGCCGCGUGGCACGAUCUACAUACGCAUGCGGCACACGGAUCCGCUGGCGCUCUACAAGCGACGUGGACUGCCCAGCUUACGGGCAGGCUACCCAACACUAUUCGGUGCGGAUUUGGAGUCGGUGGUCAACAGGGAGUCGAAGGGUGCGCCGGGUUGUGCGCCAGUGCCGGUGGUGCUGCGACGCUGCGUGGAGGAGGUGGAACGGCGCGGUCUCGAUAUAAUCGGACUGUAUCGUCUGUGCGGCUCGGCGACCAAGAAGCGUCUGCUGCGGGAGGCCUUCGAGCGCAACAGUCGUGCCGUGGAAUUGAGCCCGGAACACGUUCCUGAUAUUAAUGUUAUAACCGGUGUGCUCAAGGACUAUCUCAGGGAGCUGCCCGAGCCGCUGUUCACGCGUUGUCUCUUCCAGAUGACAGUCGAUGCGUUGGCUGUUUGCCUGCCAGAUGAUCCCGAGGGCAAUGCGAAACUGAUGCUUAGCAUACUCGACUGUCUGCCCAGGGCGAAUAGGGCCACCCUUGUGUUCCUGCUCGAUCAUCUAUCGCUGGUGGUGUCCAAUUCGGAGCGCAACAAGAUGUCCGCUCAGGCGCUGGCCACUGUGAUGGGCCCACCGCUGAUGCUGCAUUCGGCGAGUGCGCAGCCGGGCGCUGACAUCGAUCACGCCCAGCCGAUAGCGGUGCUCAAGUAUCUGCUGCAGAUCUGGCCGCAGCCACAGCAGACGCAGCAUCAGCAGCUGGCACAGCACAGCGGCAUGGUCGGUGGCAUGGCCAAUGCCAGCAGCAUGAGCAAUAUGGCGGGUGUUGCUUCAGGUCGGCGCGGCGAGUCAACAGGGCAGCGUGGAAGCAAAGUCAGUGCGUUGCCAGCGGACAGACAGCAAAUACUACUGCAGCAGCAGCAGCAGCUCAUGGCGGCACAGGGCAACCUACUGCGCUCGUCCACUUCGGUAACCAACAUACUCUCCCAAGGCCAUCAUCAGCUCUCAGCCACAGCCAACAAUCAUCUGUAUCAAUCAGUAGUGGGUCAGUUAGCUCAAUCGCAUCGAGCCUUGCAACAAGCGGUGCAACAGCCCUAUCAAUUGGCGGCCUCAGCGGUCUCAGCAAUUCCCGACCAAUCGCCACUGCCACUUCCAGGCACACCCUCCCCCGGCAGUAGCUCAGCGUCGACGGGCUCCGGUUCGGGCUCGGGCUCCGGCAAGAGCACUGAUACCAUCAAGCGCGGUGCCUCGCCAGCCUCUGUUAAGCAAGUGAAGAUCAUUGACACGCCCAGCCCGUAUUCCAUUGUUCAGAAGAAGCCGCCGCUGCAGAAGGAUGCGCCCGUUGACAUAACCACACCCACUGGCCAGUCAGAGUUGUCAGGUUUAGCUGCAAGCAGCUCAACCAAUCGCAAGGGCGUUGACUUCUAUGAACCGCACAAAUCGAUCUCGAAAUCCGGCGAGGACACAUACAGCUCCAAGUACAACAGCAACAACAUCAGCAGCAGCUUGGACACCACCAGCAAGAAGAACAACUACACAAACAACAGCAGCAGCUAUUCGCAUGGCAAAUCCUCCACAGCUGCCAGCAAUGCCAAUGGCACCGACGACUACAAGGCCAUACGCAACAAGUCGAGUGCCACCUCGAGCAGCAGUUCAUCGCAGGCAACGGUGCUAAGUGCUGGCUCCACAGCCACCUCGGCACCGACCACCUCAUCCGAUGACUCCGACGACUUGAUCUCGUACAAAUCGUCGGCCUCCACUAACGCAUUGCUGGCCCAAUCGCAGGCGAUGACUACCAGCCAACUGAUGUCGAAAUAUCUGAAGCGUGAGCCACGCGUGCAAUUCACGCCCAUCAAGUCACCGGAGUCACCAUCGCCGCCCGGCGGUGGCGAUGGCUUGCCCAAGGGCACCUAUCAACUUGUGACGCCCAGCUCCAGCACCAGCUGCCUGGCCAGCAAACCGCCGCAGGCGAGCACGGGUGCCAUCAGCAAAUACACAACAUCAACGGCCACAGAGGCGAGCACCAACAGCAGCAGCAGCAAAUUGUCGUCGCCAUCGCGACUGGCCAAAGAUAGCAAGUCGAGUGGCGGCGGCGCAGUAAGUAGCUCCACCACCAGCUCCUCGUCGCUGGUGUCGAGCGGCAGGCGGCUGUUUGACAGUCUCGCCUCGUCGUCCUCCUCCGAAACGGAGACAAAGACUUACAUUGGCGGCACCACCGUUGCCAGCGGCUCCAGCAGCACCACAACCUACACCACGAACGAGUCUAGAAAUCUAGCCAGCAGCAGCAGUAGCAAAUCAACAGGGUCAGCAGCGGGAUCGGGAUCAGAGCACAGAAGUUUUGGUAGUGCACUGUUUGGCAGCAGUGGCCUGGGCAAUGGCAAUGGCCAUGGUCAUGGCCACGCCAGCAGCAAUAACCAUAACAGUCCCUUUGCCAGCACCAAUGGCAAUGGCAGCAGCAGCAGCAGCAGCCACAAUGCCAUGCACUUGUAUGGCACACUGCCCAAGAAUGGUGUUGCCAAUGGCAGCAGCAGCGGCGGUGGCGGCAGCGCCGGUGCCACAUUGUUUGGGGCAAGCAGCUCGGCGAGCUCCUCUUAUCACUCGGGCAGCGGCACUGCGAGCAGCAGUGGCGUUAGCUCCAUGACUGGCUCCACGAAUAGCUAUGACUUCUAUACCAGCGGCAGUUCGAGCAGCCAUAGCAGCUCACGGCCAUUGGCCAACGGGGGCAACAACUAUCACACAUUGGGCACGUAUAGGGCGCAAUAUGCGGCCACCAAUCCCUUUCUCGAUGCCUUCGACGAGAAGCCCAGCAAUGGUCAUGCCAGCCAGGACAAGCAUGCGUUGAGCAGCGAGAAGACGGCGGCAGCGACGUCCUCUUCAACUCAUCAGCGUGCCUCCAUGGUGGCGGCCUUUCAGUCGUCGGGCGACUCAAAGAACGGCAGCGAUGAGUACGAUGAUCUCAAGUGAAUGUCCCACAUAGAGCGGAAGUUGCCGAAAAUAGUUUUUGGGGGGCAAUGUAGUUACACAGAAAUGCUGAAAGUGUUCUUUUGGAGUAUUUACAGUUUACAAAUUUACAAACAACACACAUAUUUGCAAAAACAAAAAAAUACAAAAAAAAAAUAAAAUAAAAUAAAAAUAACUCAAAGCUAAACUUUAAACGAAAAGAAAACAAGCUAUAAUGAAACUGAAAAAGAUUAACGAAUUUUGAAGAUCAUAUUAAAUUACGCAUACGCAGAGGCAACGGCUGCAUAAAAUGGCUGCCAAGCUUUAAGUGUUAGUGUGAUUUGUGAGUAUAUUUGUGUGCAUGUGUGUGUGUAUGUGUGUGUUGUGUUCAACAGCUUUGCCUUAGCAGCAUUUACAUAUCUGUUAAGCUCAACAGUUGGCAGCCAUUUUGUUGCUACGAAAAAAUAUAUCAACUACUUAUUAAACUGACAUAAACAUUAACGAACAGUAUUCGAACCAAAAACUAAAAAUGGAAAGCUUAACCCGAUUAACGAUUUACGAUAUUCGAUACCCGGCAAAAUAAAAAAGCAAAGAUAAAAGUAUACAAAAUAAGUAACAAGAGAAAACAUUUAAACAUUUAGAAAAGCUAAACACAAAAGGUUGAGUGCGCAUUUAAUUAUUUUUUACAUAUACAUACAUAGAACACUUAACGAAUGAUACAGAUUUGCUGAUAAUACGGGGGGCAUGCAUAAAUGGAGCGAAUUAACACUUUUCUCCCCACAGCAGCCCUCCUCUCUUAACACGAGUAUGUUAGCUUAUUUUACGACUACGACGACCAAAUCUCUUAACUAUUAAAGACGUAUAAAUUUAGCUAAAAUAUUGGACAAUUUUUCGAGCAAUAUAUUUGCCUACAGUGUUUCUCUCUAAGCCUCUCUUAAAUAUAUACUUACAUACAUCAUUCACCCAGAUAAACGGAUAAAAGGCAUUUAUUACACUUCAUACUACUUCCACAGAAGUUCGCUUCUGUCCUGUUUCAUUCACAAAACCAAAAAAAAAAAAAAAAAAAAACACAAUUACAUACGGCAUACAUACAUAAAAUAACAUACAUGAAUUUAUUGACAAAUCGAUGUGCUUAGUUUUUUGUAUGAAACAAAGUCUGAUAUACACACUAAUAUACAAGAAUACGGUAUAUAAUAUUCUUAAACAUAAAUAUACAAGAAAAAACAUAAAAAAUAUACAUAUAUAUACAUACAUAUAUAUAUCUAUAAUUAUAUAGCUAUAUAUAUAUACAUAUACAGUGACAAAAAAACUAAAACACGCUUUGCGACUACAACAAAUGAAGAGUCUACAAAUUUUACAGCCAUUUUUGUGUUUGAAUACUUUACUGCUUUUUAUAAACUGGCAUACGAUACGAAAAAUGAAGCAAGUAAUCCGCGUGUGCAGAACUAACUUGACUAAAUCAUAACAUAACAAAUAAAUAAUAAUAUACUAUAAUUCUAUUUGAUAACAAUUCCUAUUAAACUGUAAAUACCCACAAUGUACUUAAAACUCUUGUGCUUUCAUGCCGGUCGAUCAGCCGAUCGACAAAUCUGCUAAUUCAGCUGAUUUACUAGUUAACUGAUCCAAUAUAGUCAUCAAAUUAACUUUUCAGCUAGUCAGUCAGUCUGUCAGUCAAUGUUUGCCAGUUAAACACAUAAACACAUAUAUUAUAGUUUCUAGUGAUAGGAAUAGUAACGAACCUAACCUUAGGCUUUUGCUAGUGCAUUUGUAGUGCAAAGAAUUAUUAUUUGACUUAGGAAGCCAGGGAGCAUUGUAAGCAAUAAAUACAUAAACAAAAAUACUAUUAUAGAAAUAUAUUCCCAACAAAUUAGAAACACCGAACAUUAUGGAAAAGCGUAAACACCAAAUGAAAACAUGGGCAGCAUAGCAUAGACUAAAUGCUUAUGUGAAGUCUAACAUAUAUGUGUAUGUCUAUAAUAUGAUACGAGUAUGUGUAGCAGGUAGACAAAUUUAAGUUAGUUACCUAAUGAAACACCAGCAUAAUCAUUCGUCUUCAUCAAAGUACAACUUUCUAUAAACUCAAUGAACAACAUCAAUCUACAUAUAUACUACAUAAUACAUAAUUGCAGCUUAGAUUCCGAUUCAGAUCAGAUUGACAUUCAAAUCAAUUAGAGAAACAUAAAUAAAAGAGAAAAUUAUGCGUAUAGCCAAAUCAGUGCAUUAUUUGAUAUUAAACAUGAAUAUUUAAGUAAAUGUGCGCAGAGAUCUUAUAAUUAUUACCACGACGAUGAUGAGGAUCGCGAUUUUAAAUAGCAAAUUAUUCGGUUAAUUGUUGUCACACUUAUUUUAUACGAAACGAAACAAGAAAACCAAAAAGAAACAAUUUUAAGUGUUAUACAUGAAAUACCAAAGAGUUAAAAACAACAACAACAACAAUAAACAUAACAACACGAAGAAAACCUAGUUGAAGCUAAUUAAUUUUUAUAUACGAGUAUAGUAAAUUGUUGAUUAUUAAAUAUAGCGCGUAGUGUUUUUAAAAGCAACAACUAAGCUAACAACAAUUUGUCGACAUGUUCUUUUUUUGACAUUCAUUUGAUAAAACUAUAAAAUUAUAGAUAUUUCCACUAUCGCCUUUUUUUCAAUAUGAAUUUAUUAAUAUACAUUUUCGUUUUAUUUGAUUUAAUCAAGCUUUAAUCGUUGAACGACUAAAAAAAUUGUAACAAUUCGAUCAUAUAUUCUUAAUCGAAACAAAAACAAACUCCUUCAAUUGAUUUUCAAAUUGUUGUGGCUUCUUAGUAAUAGCUGAGCUUUAGAUAAGAUACAAGCGUUGCCGGCAGGCUUAGUUAGUGUUAGUUAAUUGUGGUGUUCGUGGUGGUGGUGGUGGUGCAUGUGGUGCAAGUGGUGCAGGUGGUGCUUGCUGAGAGGCUGUUGCAUGCGAUCGAUCGGUUUGCGCUUUAAUUGCUGCGUAUGUUUAUUGUUUGGACUGUGCUCUGGGCUUGAUCUGCUUGAUAAUUAUACUUGUACUUCUCAAAACAAAAUAUAUAUAUGUUAUGGAAAUAUAUCACUGUGUCAUAUCGUACAUACUGUAUAACAAGUAGGGGACGCCAAGUUUUGGGGGGAGAGUAUCAAAUGAUAACUUGUUGAAGCAAAAGCAACUUAACCUUAAGAAAUAUAACUAAAUUAAUAGCGGCAAAGCAGCAACUAUAGUUAAAUAAAAAAAAAUAAAACAAAACCAAAAAACAAUAUUCAAUUGGCAAAACAACCAUUACAAAUUGUAUAUGCAUUUAAUUUAGCCUAAAUAAUUAAUAAUUAAAUACACAAAAAUUAAAAAAAAACGAAAAGAAAGGAAAAAAUAAACACGCAAAAAGAAGAAGAAAUAUGUUAAUGGCAUUUAGUGAGCAAAUAUGAAUUGAUAAAUAAUAAUAUGAGUACACAAAAAGCCACAUGAAAUUAAUGUUAGUUACCAGAACAAAGCAAAAGAAAAAACAAAAAACAAAAAGAGGGAAAAACAAAAACGAACUAAUUUAUUGAAAUGUAUUGCACAAUAUUGUACACUUAUAAAUAUUAGUGAAAAGUAACUAAAACUUAAUAGAAACGAAUACGAUGGCAGCAGCAGCGCUAGCGAACAAUACUUAUAUGUAUGUAGAUCCCUAGAUCCCUCGAACCCUGACCGUACCCAAGCCUUUGUUGUCAAUUUUUUGUAUCCUAUUUUGAAAAUAUUGUACUUACCCAUCCACACACCCAAUUAUGAGUAUUGUUUCGGAAUCCGUGUCCAUGCAUACGAGUACUCGUAACGGCUCAGUUGUACAAUAGUUUGAAUAAGUUGGAUAGUUAAUACACCCCAGUUAAGUAUAUAAGUAUCGACUUAUGAAUAAGUAUGUGAAUUUAUGUGCGUAUGUAUUAAAUGUGCCUAAAGAUAUCAUUUUUUUUUUGUGAAAAAGCAGGGAGAUCUUUUCUUCGAUUUGAACCUAAUACAAAACACAAACGCAAACACUUUUUUGGGGAUUCAAUUUGAAUGAACAACUUUGAUUCGCAGCACAUUUGUGCAACGAUUUCUUUUUGACGAACUUAGAACACACACUCACAAAAACAAGAUGGAGACCAAAUGCUCAGGGCUUAGCGAGUUAUUAUAAACAAAGUAAUAUACAACAACAAAACAACCAAAACAAUGUAAUGCAAAACCUAUUUAAGAACUAAUUGUAAUACACAUCAUGAGCAUGCUCCAUUAUAGUUAACAAGUACUAAGCAUUUCACUUGCGAUUAUUGGCUUUAGUCAUUCUGCAACUUCAACAACAGCCGCAACAGCAAAAAUAACAACAAAUACAACACCAUUAACAUCAACAACAAGAACAAGAACAACAAAGUGAAGAACAAGAACAAUCCAGAAAACAAAUUUACAAAUCCAAGCAAUCAAUUUUGUUAUAAAGACUGAAUGAAUAAAUCAAGAGAACACAACUCCCUAAGCAACCAGAGAGUUUUCAUAUCAAAUGACAAACAUUUUUCUGCAAUCCCCAAAUGAAAGAAAAACUUCAGUUAGAGAAACAUUCCAAGAGAACUUUAUUUAUUUUGUGACCUUUUCUAGCGCGUUCAUAAUACAAAAAACAAAUAGUCAAAUAUAGCAAAAAAAAACAAAAAAAAUAAUAAUUCAAAUAUUACCACCAGCAUUUUGCUACAAACAAACUAUAACUAAACAAAAAUGCAAUAAUAAUAAUAAUAUUACAAGUAAUAAUAAAUAUAAAUGAUAGUCUACAAUAUACAUACUAGUUGAGAAUCGUAUUAACGCAAGUGGCAUUGUACUUUAACGUAAAAUUAUCGACUAGAGAAUAAAGUCAUACGGAUCACAAGAACUUUGAAUUUGGAAAUGUUUUUUGAAACCCACCAUAAAAUAAAAUAGAACUCAAACGACAAAUCGAGGCAACAUACUACAACAAUGUCCGCAUUAUUAUUUAUCGAUUUCUUUUCCCAUUUCCAAAUUCAAAAUACAUCAGAGAAAUAGAUACAGCAAUAUAUCUCAAUGUUUAAAAAACAAACAAACAAAACAAUGAUCGAAAUUGAAUUCAAAUUUUUGAUGUACAUAUGCAUACG